AGGUAGUUUUACAACAUUCACAUUUUUCCUUGCAGAACACAACAACACGAGAGAGUAAACUAGUGUUAAGUGCCGCCGCCGUCCAUUAUCACCUAUUGUGACAAAUAAUGUGCAGUGAUGGUGGAUGUUUUACCCAAGUUGCAGAAAGUCGGUGAUCCCUGGGCCACACCCCCACCACGACUCUAUAGCCACCAAAAUGCUCAGUCUCAUGCAGGACAUAUCUACACUGAUCAUGAAGAUGGCAGUAGUCCUUCCAAACAAAACUGUUUCAACGGUCAAGGAACAAACAGGAGAGGAGGUCAAAGAAACCGGGGGAAACCUCGAAAUAAUUUUGGUUGGAACCAAAGUCAGUCGGCUCCAGCACGUUAUGUUCCAGCCCCCCGGCCAUCAAAGUACACGAGGAGAACACGUGACUCAUCUGCCAGUUUUCUUCUUAAUCAAAUUAGACUUGGAGAAUGCUUAGCAGAGUUUAAGUGCUAUGCAACUAUCCACCCUGAACCUCGGUGCCGCCCCUUCCAUGGCCGGGCUUGUACAUGUAUGCCCUUCAGUAUGAAUGGCCUUAUUGAUGACACCACCACCAAGCUUGGGCUUCAAAACCUUCUCCGUGUGUCCACCAGUAACGCUGACCGAUAUUACCUAACGAGAAAAUGCUGCUACGUCUUCCAUUGUAUGAACCUUCGAACGAGAUUCAACUACCCAGUUAUACCAAACUCGAUGAUCAUCCGUGAUGAACGAGUUACAACAGCAAUGGAGCAAGUGAUAGCCGAGGAGUUGGAAGAAAAGGGACUGGAUGCAAAUGACAAGAAAUCGUACUCAGCCCUCUUAAGCAAACACACCACCAGAGCUCACAGGUUGCUCAAUGAAAUGAAGUCUGCUUUAUCUAGCAUUCUAAUAAGAAUAACAGGUUACGUGUUGUUCAAAGUGUUCAGCAACCUGCUCAUGUCAGUAACGAUACAUGGAGGCCAGCAAGAGGUGAUUGAGAGAGCAGCACAGAGAGACACACCCAUCAUCUUUGUACCUUUGCAUCGAUCACACGUUGACUACUUGUUUGUCACAUGGGUCCUCUUCAACCGGCAGAUCCCAGCACCAAUUGUUGCUGCAGGCGACAAUCUAAGGAUUCCUGUUUUUGGUUGGCUACUAAGAGGUCUUGGAGGUUUCUUCAUUAAACGCCGCCUGGAAAGUUGCAAGGCCCGCAAAGACAUUCUUUACCGUUCUGUGCUCCAAACUUACGUCACUCAUGCACUGCAAGCAGGGUACAACUUGGAGUUUUUCAUUGAGGGUGGUCGGACUCGGACUGGCAAGCCCUGCUUACCUAAAGGUGGCCUUUUGAGCGUGAUUGUGGAUGCUUACAGCAAUGGCACACUUGAUGAUGCUCUCAUUGUUCCCAUUGCCAUUAACUAUGACAGGCUGUUAGAUGGAAACUUUAUUAGAGAGCAAAUGGGACAAAGCAAGGUUCCAGAAUCAUUUUGGGGAGCAGUAAGAGCCAUCAUAAAAGUGCUGUCUACAAAUUACGGUCAUGCCAGGAUUGAUUUUGGGCAACCAUUUAGCCUGCGGGAAUUUGUCCAGAACACCAAAGGUUGUGCACCUCGCCUCACAUUAAAUCAAUCACAGAAUCAGCCCCAAAGUGAACCAAUUUUAGGAUGUACUCCACCUCUCUCACCUACCCCACUCAGCGUCAGCCCUACAUCUGCUAGUGAUUCCCAACCACUAGCACCACUUCCUCAAAUUGCUUCAACUCCUCUAGUCAUAGAAAAGGGUCACCAGCGUUCUUUGUCCAGUCCUUCAUCAAAAGAUCAUCUAACACUGAAGAGAACUUUAUCCAAUCCCUCCAGCACCAUUAAUGCUGUAAAUCGAACCACUUCAAACCUUCAUGGAGCACGCAGUAACUCCUCACUGUUUGGAAACGAAGUAACGGAAGAAUACAGAUAUCUUGUCAAGUCAUUAGCAGCUCAUAUUGUGUAUGAUGCGGAGCGAUGCCAAGCCAUUAUGUCAACAAAUGCUAUAGCGUGGUUGUUGUCAUUUGUGUACCGUGACGGAACACGUUUAUCUACCCUUACCAAAGCUCUUGAUGCGCUACGAGAUUCUUUGAGAACUCGAAAGCGAGACACAGGAUUCUCUGGCAGCUCCAAAGAUGUUGUUAUGCAUGCUGUUAAGCUACUUGGCGCUGGAUUGGUCAGAAUAGAACAAACUCAGGGAAGUGAUAAGGCCAGCUCUGAAGAAGCUGAUUUCUUAAUAGAACCAAUCACUCUCCUUCCCAAUGUUAUCGAACUCAACUAUUAUGCCAGUGCUCUUCUUCCUGUGUUUGCUGUUGAUGCUAUUGUUGCAACCAGCUUAUUGCCACUGAUAGAUUGUGAUUUGUGGAGCUACAAGGAUUGCUCACCUAACUGCCUCAUUGACAGAGAGAAGUUGAUCAAACGAGCUCUUGGCCUUUCUGGAAUGCUACAGCACGAGUUCCUGCUCGCACCACCGUGUGCCAGCCUGGACGCUAAACUCCAUCAGUCUGUGGACAGUCUCGUCGACAUGGGUCUCCUGCAGGAUGCUGGGAAGGUAGAUAACAGAUGGUCAGAAGACUCUGAUGAGGAUGAUCUGACCUUCUCGCAGUGUUACAAAGUAGUACCAUCCACCUCCUCAUUGGAGGUCAUAGGGGCUUGGACAACAAUGCUUGCCCCCAUGUUAGAUGCCUACUACUGCACUGCAUGCAGUCUUCGUAUGCUGGUCACCAGACAGGUGCCUGACAAGGAGUUUAUUCAGAAAACACAAAAUCACAUUGCAGCUCUUGUGGAGAAAGGCACUCUAAGAUAUGGUGAGAGUAUGUGUGUAGAUCCCAUACGAAAUGCUGUAAAGUUCUUUGAGACAGAAGCAGUAGUGGAAAGUUACACACAUGACAGUGUACGUCUCUUGUAUCUUACACAAGAGUAUGACUCGGAAGAACGACUUUCUCGCUUUAUCAGUGAAAUUGAUAGCUAUAGAUCAUGAAUUUUUUUUUAUAGAAUGUUGUGAGUACCAGUCUCCUAUAGGAAUGUCAUAAAUUGUAUGGUUAUGAAGAUUUUUGGGUUAAUAUAUUUUCAAAUUCUAAAGAGCUUUUACACAGUGAAUAAAUUAAAUCUACCUUCUGCCACCAACAACAGAAUACUGUAACCCUGAAAAACAGUGCUUGGAAGUUAAGUCCAUUAAGUAUUGUUGGUGUUCCUGUGUAUUAAUGAAAUUGAAAAUGUGCCAAUGAUUGAAAUACCCAGGAUACAGUUAUUUAGAUUUUAUUGGUCAAGAGUUGUCUUUCAUAACCCAAAAUGAGUCAAAUCUUCUGUGGCAGAAAUUCAUAGUUUUGGUUAAGAUAUCCCUGGUUGAUGAGAUGUUGGUAAGCAAAGACUUUACUGUGGUAUCAAAGUAGUGUGGAUAAUACGGUCUUUAAAACUUCCUCCUAGGAUUUUACAGGACUUAAAAUGCUGUGUUUUAUGUAUAAAGUUUCUCCUUGACAAACCAAGAUUCCAUGGAGUUGUUUGUUUUAACUUGGCAGCAAUACAGUACAUAAACCCAUCUUUACUCAAACAUGAUCUGCGUAUAGUUCAUAUGAAAUAUAUAGCUUCUAUGAACAGAGCACUAUUUAAUGCAGAUGUUAAUGUUUGUGCUGUAUAACGUCUAAUAUGUUACAUAAUUUAAUAAAACUGUACAGUCUGGUUAUACAGUACAGUAUACUUUGUUAAGCAAAAGUAUUGAGGGAUUUUAUUACUCAUGAAUGGUUCAGUGUCUGUUGUAAUACCCAACUGAUUAUAUGAUGCAGAUUUCUUCUGUUGGGUAUAUUAAUGUGUUGAGUGAGGCAGGAUACAGUCAAACUUUGUUUAUGAACAAUAUAAAAUUACUGCGGAACUUCUCCAUAGCCAUUUUCCUGUUAACCAUUGACAAGACAGUCAUGUAUUAUGUAAGAGAUGGAAAUACAGGGUGAUUAUGUGUACCCUUUACUGAUGCAUGAAUGUUAACUCAGGGUUGACUCUAUAUGUUUUCAAAAUACUUCUGUGUGUGAGUGAGAAAAGUAAAAAUACUGUAUACCAGCAUGAGAAGCCAAAAUGUAUUAGAAUGACUGUGGGAGGAUUUAAAAUACAUCGGACUAAAUGUGAGAGAAGCUGAAAUGCAAAUACAUGGCUAUGAAUAUGAGGGAUGCUAAAAUACACCAAAGUGAGGGUUAGUAUGGUAUAUUUUUGUUAUACAGUACUGUUCUAACAGUUGUUUUGUUGGCAGAAGUUUCAUAAAUUUUCCAAAGCUAAGUUUUAAGUCUCAAUUCUAAACAUCUAAUUCUUCAGUUUAUAAUAAUUAUCAAUACUUAAAUGAAUCGAAGUACAGUAUAAGAAUAAUCAACUUAAUAUUAUUUUCUUGGAAAAGUUUUUUCUACCAAUUUAACAAUAAUAAGAUAUCCCACAGUAAAUCCUAUAUGGUUUGUCAAUUUUUCUUUAUUUUUGUCUUAUAGGAGAUGUCCACUUGGGUAUCAAACCCUUCUUCAAAGUAUUGAAUAGUUAAGAUUUUAGACCAUUACCAUUCCAUCAUAUGAGUAAUAAUGUUAGGAGUGUAUGGUGUGGGUGAGUGUAUUGUCUCAAGUGUGUUUGUGGUAGGUCAAAGUCUUUAGUUGGGUACCUUUACGUCUAACAACGAAAUUUUGACUUAUGUGAGGUGUCAUCAAUUCACACACGAUCUAUUUUAUAUUAUGGUAGACCUUUUAUAAAGGUUUGUGAAUAGUUAGAGACAACUGCUUUUAGCAUGUAGGCAGUGAGUAUAGAAUUAUCAUUAGAAAUAUAUGGCAACAAAAGUUACCCAAAUGCAGCAAAAACUGUCAUAAAUUUGAAAUUUUGUAUGAUCCUUAUCACUUGUGAUUCAUAUAUAUUCUCCGUUGUACAUGCACUCAUAUAUAGGAUAUAAUCUUGCUGCUUCUACUGUAAUGAAACUGAAGAUGGAAAUUGAAUAAAGCACCAAAGUAGUUUCCUCAGACAUACUCGAGUAAUAUAACAAGUUGUUUGGAUUAAUAAUAAAGAUUUGUAUUACUUUAGGCCCGUACUUGAGUAAUGCAGUGCAAUACAUAUCCACAGUAACCUCAAGUGUACCUGUACACAUCUUUAGAGACCUCUUUCUUCUGCAUGACUUGUAUGGAAAUAAAUGGUCACUGGAUGAGCUACUGCUCGUAGGGUAUAGUGUGUCACGUUACGUGCAUAGAUGCAAGUGAAAUUAAAGAGUUUAAUCCAUUGCUACACACCAAAUAUUAGAAAAAUCUUGAUUAUCAUGAAUACAUUAGUAAAUCUAAUGCUCUUGUAUUUUUUAAGUCAAAGAUAUAGCAUGAAAUAAGAUGAUACAGUAGCAGUGAUGACAUUAGUUCCAACAUGUAAAUAACUCAAUCUUUCCAGGCAUUUAGCUACUUGGUCAUGUUACAGGAAAUCAAAUAGUAAAUGCCAGUAACUUGUCAUACUUUUUGUUUUCAGGGAGCUGUUCAGUUUUAUGUGUUUUUUUCUAUAUUUUUUAUUGACAUGUUAUUUUAUGAUAAAGUAGAUUCAGGAUCUAGUCAGCUUUUCCAUGAAUGCAGCAGAAACUUUCCUGACAGUGGAUAGUGGUUGUCUUAGUGUUAAGCCAAUGAUCCAUUCAUACAGACUCAUCAAUUGCUGUUUUAGUAGUGUACAUGAGUAAGCUCAUUAUACUGAGAGCUCAAGUUGUGUUGGUUGGUCUGGGUCAGAUUUUCUGGGUUUUUUUCACUAAGUUUUGAAUUGGAGCUGUAAUCCAAGAGUACAUGAAAUUCGUCUAGAGAUAAUAUAUUCCUGUGUACUAUAGGAAUGUAAUUAUUCAGUUACAAGGAAGUCUUUCAGUAUUGCCUAAUUACCUAAAUAUCCAGAAAACAAACCAGUAUGUAUUUGUUCCUUAAAGUUUAUUGUAAUCAGUUUAAUUUCUAAUGACACUUCACAACAAAGCCUGGAAGUGCAAUCAUAAUGAAUAUAGACAUGUAAAUAGUAUUUGAUAUUUAUUCACUGUUGCUACCUAGAUUGUAUGUAAGAUUUUGUUGCAUUAUGGUGCAGAAUUCAUAUUUUCAGUUACUACCAGUGCUAGUUUAAACUGUAAUAUUACAUUGCCAGCAUUUGUAAUAAACCUUGAAAACUCU
Messenger RNA from Homarus americanus (American lobster), 6127 nucleotides. It is a transcript of the gene mino, whose product is annotated as glycerol-3-phosphate acyltransferase 1, mitochondrial-like. The record is from RefSeq and is a predicted model, not a curated record. The coding region runs from base 118 to 2976 and encodes 952 amino acids. Lineage: Eukaryota; Metazoa; Arthropoda; Malacostraca; Decapoda; Nephropidae. Gene Ontology annotation, cellular component: mitochondrial membrane. The transcript is spliced from 16 exons.